Pteronotus mesoamericanus is the source of this 3854-nucleotide messenger RNA. RefSeq names its product potassium inwardly rectifying channel subfamily J member 2 (gene KCNJ2). The transcript is spliced from 3 exons. The record is from RefSeq and is a predicted model, not a curated record. Gene Ontology annotation, biological process: potassium ion import across plasma membrane; regulation of monoatomic ion transmembrane transport. The coding region runs from base 131 to 1567 and encodes 478 amino acids. Gene Ontology annotation, molecular function: inward rectifier potassium channel activity. Gene Ontology annotation, cellular component: plasma membrane. NCBI's taxonomy places the organism in Eukaryota, Metazoa, Chordata, Mammalia, Chiroptera, Mormoopidae.
AGAGCCCAGGAUAUUGCAGAGCGCACUGGAGCCCUGGCCAGCGCGCAGCCUUCCCCGGCGCCGGCAAGCUGAGUCUUAGGAAUUCUGGUUCGCUUUGGCUCACUGGCUCUUACAAACUACUGGAUCCUACAUGCCUCUUUGGCCCCUAACUUCCACUCCAUGUCCCUAUGCUCCCGCGCCAGCAACAGGACCUGUUCUCUGGAUGUCAGCUGAGUUACUAAGGGUUUUGCAAAAACUCAGACUGUUUUCCAAAGCAGAAGCACUGGAGUCCACAGCAGAAGCGAUGGGCAGUGUGCGGACCAACCGCUAUAGCAUCGUGUCUUCAGAAGAAGACGGCAUGAAGCUGGCCACCAUGGCGGUUGCAAACGGCUUUGGGAAUGGGAAGAGCAAAGUCCACACCCGACAACAGUGCAGGAGCCGCUUUGUGAAGAAAGACGGGCACUGUAACGUUCAGUUCAUCAACGUGGGUGAGAAGGGACAACGGUACCUUGCUGACAUCUUUACCACGUGCGUGGACAUUCGCUGGCGGUGGAUGCUGGUUAUCUUCUGCCUGGCUUUCGUGCUCUCAUGGCUAUUUUUUGGCUGCGCAUUUUGGUUGAUAGCUCUGCUCCAUGGGGAUCUGGAUGCACCGAAGGAGAGCAAAGCUUGUGUGUCUGAGGUCAAGAGUUUCACGGCCGCCUUCCUCUUCUCCAUUGAGACCCAGACCACCAUAGGCUAUGGUUUCAGGUGCGUCACAGACGAGUGCCCAAUCGCCGUUUUCAUGGUGGUGUUCCAGUCCAUCGUGGGCUGCAUCAUCGACGCCUUUAUCAUUGGCGCAGUCAUGGCAAAGAUGGCAAAACCGAAGAAGAGAAAUGAGACUCUUGUCUUCAGUCAUAACGCCGUGAUCGCCAUGAGAGACGGCAAGCUCUGUUUGAUGUGGCGAGUGGGCAAUCUUCGGAAAAGUCACCUGGUGGAAGCUCAUGUUCGAGCGCAGCUCCUCAAAUCUAGAAUUACUUCAGAAGGGGAGUACAUCCCCCUGGAUCAAAUAGACAUCAAUGUUGGCUUUGACAGUGGAAUUGAUCGUAUAUUUCUGGUGUCCCCAAUCACUAUAGUCCAUGAAAUCGACGAAGAGAGCCCUUUGUAUGACUUGAGUAAACAGGACAUUGACAACGCAGACUUUGAAAUUGUCGUGAUACUGGAAGGCAUGGUAGAAGCCACGGCCAUGACCACACAGUGCCGUAGCUCCUACCUGGCAAAUGAAAUCCUUUGGGGCCACCGCUAUGAGCCCGUCCUCUUUGAAGAGAAGCAUUACUACAAAGUGGACUAUUCAAGGUUCCACAAGACUUACGAAGUACCCAACACACCCCUUUGCAGCGCCAGAGACUUAGCAGAGAAGAAAUAUAUCCUCUCAAAUGCAAAUUCAUUUUGCUAUGAAAAUGAAGUUGCCCUCACAAGCAAAGAGGAAGACGACAGUGACAAUGGUGUUCCAGAAAGCACAAGUACAGACACACCCCCUGACAUUGACCUUCACAACCAGGCAAGCGUACCUCUAGAGCCGAGGCCCUUACGGCGAGAAUCCGAGAUAUGACUUAACUGAUUCCUUCUCUGGAAUAGUUACGUUAAAACACAGUCUGUUGGUGAAAGGCCCAAAACAGUGAUUCAGACGACGGUACUGGCGAAGAGGUGGGUCAAGGCAAGUGGCCACCAGGGACUGAGGCGAGCACGAGGGUUUCAGAGAAAGACUCUAAGCUCAAAGAUUAACAGAAAGCACUAAACAUGCCUCCCCAUGACCCGAUGGCACAUAUACAUGUUGUAGAAUAAGUUAUGGGGGCUUUAUGUUUUGUUUUGUGUUUUUACAAGACUUGAACUUGCAGGCAAGCCUUGAUUGGGUAUUCGACUUAUCCAGAAUGCUUCUCUUUAGGGAACAAGGAUGUUUUUAAUGGCAUAACAAAGGCAAGACUCUGCCUUAAUCUUGAAAAGCUGCUAAAAACUACAUGAACACAAACUAUAUUUUUGUUGCAGUGUAGUUUUUCUUUAGUGUAAUUUAAAAGUCAGUAUUGAACUUUGUUGAAAGCUCAUGAUAUGUGCUUCAAAGUGGCAAGUAUUUGGCUGUUAGCUGCCAAAAUGAGAGCCUGAUUUUUCGAGGCCAGUAAUUUGUUUGCUAGAAUUGAUUCUCUCUCUCUUUCUCUUUCUCUCUCUCUCUCUCUCUCUCUCUGUUACAUAAUGGCAUUAUGUAAUGCUAGCCAAAUGGUAGCCUCUGGGUUGGGGUUUUUUUUCCUUCAUGAUGUUAAUGGAUUAUCUCAAAUUUUAAGUCAGACUACCUAAAAUAAAUACCAAAGAUAAUGCACAUUUUUGCACAGUGAAGCUUAUACUAAAAAAGGAAGAAAAGCUUCCUUGAAAUCAAGAGACAAUGACUUUGAACCUCAGUAAGACCUGAACUGCCCUCUAGAAAAUAGGACAUUGUACACAGAGUCUAGUGCUUUUUAAAUUUUGUUCUUUCAUGUAACUUUUGUAUUAAAAGAGGAAGAAGAAAGGGGAAGUGAAAUUCACACACACACACACACACACACACACGCAUGCACACACACUACAAACAUCCUUUCUCUCGUGCCAGGUAGAGCUGGUGAGGCUAACACAUAAGGUGAGAGUUGGUGACAUGUAAUUAGAUUUUUCUGGGUUUUUACCCUUUUUGCACAUUCCAAAAUUUAUUCCAUAAGACCUUGGCUGAAUUUAGCUGUCAUCCUCAAAACUGAGCCAUCCACCAUGGAAGGUAAAUUGGUUUAAGCCCUUGUGGUUGAAUUUAUUUCCCUGACUCCCAGGACAUUUCCAGAUGGACUUUGCCUUAGACAAGAUGCCACGCUGGCUCUCUGGGCUGGUUUUUCUGAUCAGUCUGUCUGGAGAAAUGCCAAAGUUGGGGAGGUGGCGAGAUGCAGACAAGCCUCUUUGGAUGUAAUACAUCCGCUCAAGUAUUCGGGAGGGAGAGGAAAAUUUAUCUUAAUGGUAGAGGGUAGGAAUGAAAAUGUCUCAGUAUUUUGGGGUCAACAAGAGCCAUGCAAAACAUCACACAACCAUGAGGAAAGGAGGUAAUGGUCUAUAAGAGUUAUUUCUCCUUUCUGUAUGCCCACUCGUGAUUGAAACUGAGCUGAUCCUUGUCCCCUGUGGACUCCUAGAGUGGGUGAUUAUGGACACUGUUUUCCAGAAUCCUAUCCUGCUUGGCUACCUGACUUGCUAAAAACAAUUUUUCCCCCACUCUAGCUUAAUAAUGGAACUCUUUUCUUGGUCUGAAAUACCCUAUCUGUGAAUUCUGAGGUUACUAACUUUUCUUUUUAAUUGGAGUCUCAAAACCAACUUUCUUAUGGUAUUAUGUCCCUGUAUGCCAUUAAAAAACAGCUUGUUCUAGAAUCCUGUAUUUUGUGAAUCGAUGUUUGUGAGUCUCUGGGUCCUGAGCAGCCAUAUUCGAAUGCAGUGCCUGCACUAAGGUCACAGCACCGGCUGUCGUCAGCCUUCCAAGUCCUUGGGUUUGAAAACUGGCGUUAAUUUUCAUGGAAACCAAGACAGAGGGUGUCAAGCAAGUGGAUGCUGUCUGAAAUCCAAACUGAAAGGCAGGUUUGGGAAGUUGUUCGGAGAGUUGGAGGGACUGGGAUUGAGUGAACGAAUCGACCCAAGAGGCGGCAGUUUGGCCGUAGACAGUGAGAGGGUACCGAGGGCUUCAGCUGCUGCUAUCUGAUAUUUUGCAAAGGAAAAUAAUCAAACCAAAGAGUAUUCCGUGAUAUGUAAAUUAAAUGAAGAUAGAGUGGAAAGCGGGGGCGACCGCAGAGAUGGCCCCUCCCAGACACAGUGCUGCCACUCGAAAAGACUAGAGAUAUUUGAAGAGG